UUUAGUGUCAAGGAGCUUAACAAAAUUUCUGGUUACCAUUAUGAGCUUCCCCUUUCGUAUGGUAAACUUUGUGCUGCAGUUGCUAACGGCGGUACUGGAGGUUUUGGCCCUGUUGCUUGUUAUCCGAAUCCUAUCCAGUCAUUGUGUGCGAGGACAGGAGUACGGGAUAUCGGUGUGGAUGUUCCUUUUUUUACUGCCCGCCAUCGCCUUUCAGAAUGUGGUGCUCGUUCUACUCCGGCUUUGCUGCCCCACCGUGGGUCUCGAUCCAAUUGCGAUGACUUUUAACUGUGCCAGCGGGUUAAUCUGCAUUGGCACCGGUUCAACCCUCCUGGUGGCAAUGAUCGAUCACUGUGGCAACGAAUUCGAAGUCAUGUUCUAUGUAUCGAGCGCCUUUGGCAUACUCGCCGGCGUUCUGCAUUUGGUGAACGCCUGCGUGUGCAACGUUUACAUUCCUCUGGGCGAAUGGUCAUUCCUGAAACCCUCGAAGAGAGCAAGAAAGAAGGCUUUUAAAAAACGCAGAGGUACAUAAUGUGCACAGAAGGAAAAGUCAUCCAAAGAUCACUGCUUUAAAUAUUUUGUUUAUCCUUUGAUAAAUUUUUCAUUUUGUUUAGCUUGUACAAAAUCCUAAUGUUAUAAAAUAUCUUUUGUAGUAGGUAUUUUAAAUGGUAACCUUAGGGCAUUUUUUUUGUAAUACAUUUUCCUCUACUUUUAAAUAAUUAACUGUUCACAAUAGCUAACAGAAGUCAUUAAGAAAAUAUUAAAACCUUUUUAAUGACUCUCUUUUGAGCAGCUUAACGAGGAAUUAAAGUGAACCGUAAUGGUAAUAACA
Molecule: messenger RNA, 829 nt
Organism: Drosophila rhopaloa
Lineage: Eukaryota; Metazoa; Arthropoda; Insecta; Diptera; Drosophilidae
Exons: 4
Coding region: 41-529 (162 amino acids)
Source: RefSeq, a predicted model, not a curated record